Drosophila obscura is the source of this 726-nucleotide messenger RNA. RefSeq lists its product as uncharacterized. The coding region runs from base 1 to 726 and encodes 241 amino acids. Lineage: Eukaryota; Metazoa; Arthropoda; Insecta; Diptera; Drosophilidae. Gene Ontology annotation, biological process: DNA integration. The record is from RefSeq and is a predicted model, not a curated record. Gene Ontology annotation, molecular function: nucleic acid binding. The transcript is spliced from 2 exons.
AUGACAGCGACAACAACAGAAAACACUAUAGCCGCACUUACAGCCAUUUUUGCCAUUGAGGGUUAUCCUAAAACUUUAGUCAGUGAUAACGGGCCUCAACUUACAUCCGACUCGUUUAAUCAGUUCUGUCAGCUACAUGAAAUAAGCCACAUCACAACCGCCCCAUUUCAUCCAGCAUCAAAUGGACUUGCUGAGCGCUUCGUCCAAACAUUCAAAACGUCCGUCAGCAAAAAUAUAAAGGAUGGAUAUCGAGUCAACACAGCCGUAACAAAGUACCUCAGAACGUAUCGUUUCACACCUAACUCUGAAGGAAAAACACCUGCAGAACUUCUUCAUGGUCGUCCGGUUCGAACGAUCUUAAGUCAACUCUUCGAGAAGAGAUCUGAAGGCUGCAGACGCAGCAAACAAAGUUUCAUCAAGCGCCACAUAAACCAGAUAAAGCCAAGAUCUGACCCUGAUAACUGCAGCUCCAGCUACAACGAGGACAACAAUAAGUUUUGGUGGGCUCCUGAAGUCUCAAGUUCGCCCGCAACUCCGACGACACUAACCCAAGAAGAAGAACCGUCAUCCGAUCCAGUACAGAAUUCUCAAUCUAUUGCUGGCUCCAACGAAGUGCCUGCAGCAUCUACACAAAACGUUCUACAACAACCCCAACAACGACGUUCGGGUAUCCCCAUCCGUAGCAGCACUCGCCAACGCAGAGUCCCCAGCCGCUACUCACCUUAG